Messenger RNA from Rhipicephalus sanguineus (brown dog tick), 1792 nucleotides. RefSeq lists its product as uncharacterized. Lineage: Eukaryota; Metazoa; Arthropoda; Arachnida; Ixodida; Ixodidae. The transcript has 8 exons. The coding region runs from base 600 to 1733 and encodes 377 amino acids. The record is from RefSeq and is a predicted model, not a curated record. Gene Ontology annotation, cellular component: membrane.
ACCGCGGGUACGACGGUAGUGGGGGCAUCGAGCAGAGCGCGACCGAGUUCCUGCCGCUCCUCGGAGGUGCUGCCAGAGGGCGUCCGCGCGGGCUGCGCCUUCAGCGGGACCGAAGAGUUCGUGACGGCGUCUUCUUCAGCGACGACGACGCGAACGUUCCCGCGGUGCACCGAGAAGCAGCAGAGCGCCCGGAGGCUUACGAUGACUUCAUCGGUGGCGGAGGUGUCCUUGUCGGGAACGACACCGACUCCUUCCCGCUGCCCGUGGACGUCAAGAGCUUUAGAAGGCGUCCACGGGGUCGCCCUCACCUAGGCGGCGUCGCCUUCGACGGGAGUGCGCCUGCUUUGCCACUGUGGGAAGACGCCGAUGUGGAGACGUCGACCACCGACUCGUCGCUCGAAGUCCACCAGGAAGUCGGGCACGGAGCCGACGGUGAGGGCACUGUCUCGUCCUGGAGAAGAGGUGUCCCCGUCGCACGACUUCAAGGCUACGAUGACGACGUUACCGGUGUUCCGAGGUAUCCACGAGGUCCGGGCAGAAGUCUCAGCCUUGACGUCAAUGAAGGCUCGAAGGAAAGCGACUCCGCCCGCCGUGCUGGGAUGCGUCGUUGGAAGCUUGGGCCGAGUCUGGCGACGUUCCCUCGAAAGAACAACACUCAUGGUUGGGUGACCCGAUGGAACAGUGAUCGACGCUUUGCGAAGUUCGGGAGCAACUACACGUCAUCCGCGGGUCGGAGCAUCCACCGCAAGCACCUUCACAGCAGGCGCGACUACUGGCAAGCUCCGGUACAGGUUCCUCACGAUGCCGAGGCCGGUGGUGGUGCUGGACAUGACAAGAGCGACGACGACAAAGAGAAACAGGUGGACGACGGCAUCAGCGCCUCGCUCAAGCUGUUCACGUUGGACGCGCUGGUGGGCAUACUGAACCGGUUCGAGGACUGCCGCUCCAACAAGCACUCGGCCUUCCAGCUGGUGGGACCGGACAUGGCCAUCGACGUGGCUUCCGCCUUCGUGGGCAACAGCAGUCCCUGGCUGAGCGUGUUCGACGAGCAGGGUGCCCCUCCGAAGUUCGACGCCGUCGAGAAGAUGUCGGUCGACCUGUCGUCGCUCCAGCUGCCCGCCGACGUCGAGGGUCGACUCAAGGGAUUCGACGACGACUCGCUGACGCCGCUGCACUUCGAUGAAAUCGGCCGAAACGCGAAGAAGGCGCAAACGACCCUGGAGGGCGUCAUCAAGUCCAGGCAAACGUUGCAAUCAGAGCAACAACAACCAAACGCUAAAAAGUACGUGGACGAUGCCGUUGCCUCCCUGAACGGCAUCACCAGAAACAUGGAGAAGAACUUCAACGACAGCGUGGAUUUACUGUCGUCGAACCUGGAUCAGUGGCCGUAUCUGACGCGGAACCUGACUGCGGGGCUGGACGGCGUCAAGGACAUGCUGCCCAACAUACGGAAGAUGGUGUACUCGGACAUCGGGGCAUUCUUCGAUCAUGCCAGGGUUGAGGUCAGAGAGAAUAUUGGCGACUGCCGGCCGUUCUACCUGCUCUACAGAACGACCGUGGACGCUGUGUGCACGCAAGGCUUCCGACGAUUCGGUGAGUUCUGGUUUUGCGUGUGGUGCUGGUUCAUCCUUGGGAUUCCCUGCUUCGUCGCGGCCUUGGCGCUCUCCACGUUAUACGCCAAAACGACACCGCAGGCGACCAGCGGAGAGGGCGGUGGCGAUGGCGAUGCCUGAAGAUCGUGUCGACUCCAUUCCGUCUUCUUCCACGCCUUGAUGACGUCAGCAGCGUGGCC